Molecule: messenger RNA, 681 nt
Organism: Rhipicephalus sanguineus (brown dog tick)
Lineage: Eukaryota; Metazoa; Arthropoda; Arachnida; Ixodida; Ixodidae
Exons: 6
Coding region: 11-652 (213 amino acids)
Source: RefSeq, a predicted model, not a curated record
GCAUUACUUUAUGAUGUUAUGCUACGCAUUCAUCGCAUUUACUAUUGAUGUCGCCACUGCCACUUUUGAGUAUCCCGGCAGGGCUACAAUGAAUGAUGUGUUUGAGUUUUUCAAAACGGAACAAGAAAUUCUCCUUUACAAGAGAAGCUAUUCCCGCCAAAUUGAAAAGUAUGAUCCUGUAUGCAUCUACAACAGGGUAAAGGAGAUGAGUGGUAGCCGUAUACGUUUAUACCAGCGUUAUGAUUAUGGUACGCAAAGCAAACAUGGCUGCUUUGCCUACGGCGUAUCUUACAAUGUGUCAAAGCAACCAGGAAUGGACAUCGCUCCUAUUAUAGAGGCCAAGAAAACAAAGGAACAUAAGUGCACUAAAGCUGCCUAUAUUGAAAACUCCAAAGGAUUGGACGAGUUCGAAGGAGAUUACAAAGAAGGCAGAACAUACCUCUUUCAAUACUACGAUGCAACUGAAAAGUGUGCCGUGAUAACUUUCUCGGAUAAAAAACAUAGCAUAAAAUGUGAGCUACAUGUUUGGUACACCUUCUAUCACAAGGAAAAAUCCAACUGCUUAAGGGAAUAUGACUACUUAUGUGGAAAGCGCCCCGUAUAUCACCUUUAUAAAAAUAAACUGUGUGAAUGGGCACUGCCGAAAAUAUGACCAAUAUUAAUUUGUUUUGCCAGGUUGAA